CAGAGGACGGUUCUAACUCUCCGUCUGCCGAUGACGACGAUGCUCAUGAUGAAGAUGAACAUUAUUCAAAAACCAAGAGGAACAAACUGGAGGAACCUGCGGAUGGUAAUGAGGACCUGAGAGAGAGGGCAGACGCAGAGACAUGUGACUCUCCCCCCCAUCGGACGGUUCUACCCUUAGGGCUCCGCAUCACACACUUCAGGGACAUGCUCCUUGAAAGAGGGGUUUCAGCGUUUUCCACAUGGGAGAAAGAACUGCACAAGAUCGUGUUUGAUCCACGGUAUCUUCUGCUAAACUCUGCAGAGGAGAGGAAACAG
Oncorhynchus gorbuscha (pink salmon) is the source of this 317-nucleotide messenger RNA. Its product is annotated as transcription elongation regulator 1-like protein. Gene Ontology annotation, cellular component: nucleus. The transcript has 3 exons. The annotation marks the transcript as partial. Gene Ontology annotation, molecular function: RNA polymerase binding; transcription coregulator activity. Lineage: Eukaryota; Metazoa; Chordata; Actinopteri; Salmoniformes; Salmonidae. The record is from RefSeq and is a predicted model, not a curated record.